AUGUUAUGCCGUAUAGAAGUUUCUAUAUCGCGUAUAAAUACGGCAUCAUCCUAUAGCCAUAACCCUUCUUUAUUAUUCGUUUAAUUCGUAAUUAUCUCAAAACCUUAAUCUCCUAGUGGUAAACCCAGAUUUCUACCUAUCUCAGAAAUUUGAGGAGAGGUCUCAGCAAUGGCUAAGCAGUCUUCAAAUGGAGAUUUUUAUACCUCUACAAAAGCCCCUCCUCCCCCUUCCCCUCUAAGGAGUGCUAAGUUUUUUCAGGCUAAUAUGAGAAUUUUGGUUACGGGAGGAGCAGGAUUUAUUGGCUCUCAUCUAGUGGACAGAUUGAUGGAAAACGAAAAGAAUGAGGUCAUCGUUGCGGAUAAUUAUUUUACUGGUUCGAAGGACAACCUCAGAAAAUGGAUCGGCCAUCCUAGAUUUGAACUCAUACGUCAUGAUGUCACUGAGCCGUUGCUGGUCGAGGUGGAUCAGAUAUACCAUUUGGCAUGCCCCGCCUCGCCGAUCUUCUACAAAUACAAUCCUGUUAAGACAACAAAGACAAAUGUCAUUGGCACAUUGAAUAUGUUGGGACUUGCCAAGAGAGUUGGAGCAAGGAUUUUGCUUACGUCGACUUCGGAGGUAUAUGGCGACCCCCUCGUUCAUCCUCAAGACGAAAGCUACUGGGGAAAUGUCAACCCAAUCGGUGUUAGAAGUUGCUACGAUGAAGGAAAGCGUGUGGCGGAAACAUUGAUGUUUGAUUAUCACAGGCAGCAUGGGAUUGAGAUAAGAAUUGCUAGGAUUUUCAACACAUAUGGACCGAGAAUGAAUAUUGAUGACGGUCGUGUUGUUAGCAACUUCCUUGCUCAGGCAAUCCGUAGCGAACCAUUGACUGUGCAGGCGCCUGGUACACAAACCCGGAGUUUCUGUUAUGUUUCUGACAUGGUUGAAGGACUAAUCAGACUCAUGGAAGGAGAUAAUACCGGGCCGAUUAACAUUGGGAAUCCAGGUGAAUUUACCAUGCUCGAGCUCGCUGAAACUGUCAAGGAGCUCAUCAAUCCGAAUGUCGAGAUUGUCAUGGUCGAGAACACCCCAGACGAUCCAAGACAGAGGAAACCAGACAUUACAAAAGCACAGGAGGUUCUUGGAUGGGAACCAAAGAUCAACCUGAGAGAUGGACUGCCUCUGAUGGAGGAUGAUUUUAGGGCAAGGCUUCAAGUGCCAAGAUAGGCCAAGUAAAUGGCAUUUUCUUAGGAAACAAACACUAUAUUUUUCCUUUGGCCUUUUGCAUAAAAAUCUUUGCAGCUGCUUCAUGGUGAAUGGGAAACAUGGUUGAGAGCGAAGUGAAGAUGUUUUGAUGAUGAGUUUUUUAGUCUUUUACUAGGUUGUUAAUAAGAAUGAUUAUUUUCAAUUUUUAUUUUAUGAAGUUAAUUCUUCAAGGGAGAAAGAAUAAAACAUUUUUCAUUAUGGAUUAUGAACAAUGCUUUGAUGAAUUAUGAGUUAAAAUGAGGGGUGUUAUUUUUGAGGAUUC
Molecule: messenger RNA, 1504 nt
Organism: Cucumis sativus (cucumber)
Lineage: Eukaryota; Viridiplantae; Streptophyta; Magnoliopsida; Cucurbitales; Cucurbitaceae
Product: UDP-glucuronic acid decarboxylase 6
Exons: 13
Coding region: 169-1203 (344 amino acids)
Biological process (GO): D-xylose metabolic process
Cellular component (GO): cytoplasm
Molecular function (GO): UDP-glucuronate decarboxylase activity; NAD+ binding
Source: RefSeq, a predicted model, not a curated record